This is a messenger RNA of Closterium sp. Yama58-4, 3177 nucleotides long. The record is from the annotation of a GenBank genome assembly. NCBI's taxonomy places the organism in Eukaryota, Viridiplantae, Streptophyta, Zygnematophyceae, Desmidiales, Closteriaceae.
AUGCAUCCAGGAAUAAUGACAAGUGAGCUGCUGACCAACCUCUUUCACAUUGAUAGCCCCGCCCACGUGUAUUGGAAGCAGUGGCGUUUCAUCCCCCGCGCUGCUCCCCGCGUCUCCCCUUCGCGCCCCUCCGCGUCCGCCGCCGCUAAGCGGACUCCACGCGGCACCCCUCGUGCCGCCUCCGCCGCUGCUCACGCGGAAGAAGCGGAAAGGGGCGGGCGGAAAUGGCGAAGCGGAGGCGGAGAGGGAGCGGGGGAGGGGGUGGAGGGCACACUGGCGGGGGUGCGGGCGGCGGUGAGGUGGCAGCAAUGGUGGAGAGCGAAGGGGAUGAUGGCGGUGUGCUGCUGGGGCGAGACGAGAGGCACCGGCGGCGCGCAGUGGGAGCCGCGCGUGUGGGUCUUCUGCUCCAACCCCACCUUCUCCUCAGGCCCGCGCCCCUCCUCGCACCACCAGCAGCAGCAGCAGCAUCACCAUCACCACCACCGGACACGUGGGAAGGCAGCUCGGGGAGUGAGAGGAAAGGCCGGAGCAGCAGCAGCAGGAAGGGGAGGCGGCGGGAAGGUGUUUGAGAAGAGGCGGAGUGAGACAGCGGCAAGCGAGGGUGGAUGGGGUGGUGACAGCCUUGCUAUGAAACCCACUCUGGCGGCAUGGGGCUACUGGGCAGCGCGCGGUGGGUGUGUGUCGUUCCGCUUGCACAGGCCUCCCACUCGCCUCAGGCUCGCGCACAGGGUGGCCGCAGUGAGGCGCGGGGUCAAGGCACGCGCGAGGACCGCUGGCCGGCGCGAGAAGGCAGGCAUUGGGCCGGGGGAGAAGGGCGGAGGGCGCGGCAGUGGGUCGCGGAAGAGGGGGCGGGGUGGCGGAGUACGUGGGGGUGGGGGGGAGAGGAUGGCUAAACGCGCGCGGGUGCUGGGGGGAGGGGGUUUGGAGGGACUUGCGGGUAAUUCCAAAGAGAAGCCAAGGCGGAAGGUCAAGGGGGUGGCUAGCAGACGAGGUGGGGCGAGCGGUGUGCGUGGGAAGGGCAGAGGGGGAGGCAGGCAGGCGGGAAAGACGAAGCAGGGAAGGCGGGCAGCAGGGGCGAGGCGGACAGGGAGGAGGAGGGUGGGUGUGGACGGAGUGAAGGGGGCGCGGAGGAGGAAGAGAGUGGUGGUGAUGGGUGGGGUAGGGCAUGAGGAGGUGCUGUACUGGCUGUGUGAGGCGUUGAGGCAGAGAGUGGCGCGGGCGUUCGAGGCAGCAGGCUAUGUGGAGUUCGAUGGGGUCUUUGUCAAGCCCACCACCACACGCAGCCAAGCCAGCCAUGCAGCGGCCAUUGCAUGUGAAGUGCGUGUGCGCCCCUCCGCCUUUGGUCUCCUGCUUCACACACACGUCUCCACCAGGUCGUUGCGGGCAUUGACUCCUGCUGACUUCUCACAGCAACGACCCCAUGGCUCCGCACUGCCAGUGCUGCUGGCGCCAGCAGCGUGGCCUGCCCUGGUCCACCGCCCCACGCCCCCUCGCCUCAUCCGCUUCCUCCGCCGCUGGCGCGUGGAGCAGCACUUGAGGCGCACGCAGGGAAGAGAGGCGCCAAGGGGUCUACGAGCAGCAGCAGUGCGGACGAAGCUGGGGAGGGCGGCGGGACAGGGGCUAAGGCGGGGGACAGGGAAGGCGAAGCAGAGGAGGAGUGCUGUGGGUGUGAGGGGGGAGAAGGUGGUGACACGGAAGAAGGGCACAAGACGAGUGAAGCUGCUGCACACGAUUGGCAAGUGGCAGAAUCUGCUCUCCCGCCGUCCACCCACCGCACGCCUCCCUCCAGCCAUCUCUGCCGCCCUGCAGCCGCCCCUGCCGCCCGCUGCCGGGCCGCCCACGUUUGUGGAGGUGGAGCUGUUGGUGCCGGUGGUGGGGCGGCAGGGCCGCAUGACGCGGCGGGGGAGGGGUGCGGGGAGUGCGGGCCGGGUGAGGGGUUUAGAAGCGAGAGGAACAGUGGCGGGGCCGGAUGGUGGGAGAAGUAUGGUAGGUGGUGGGGGCGAUGGAGGUGGGAUGGGCGAGGGAGGGCAGAGAAAGGGAGAAGGGGAAGGGGGGGAAACAGUGAGGGGUGGUGGGGCAGUGGGGAGUGGUGGCAGCGGGCGGUCAGGCCAAGCAAGAGGUGGUGAGAGGGAACAUCCGGACGACGUGUCUGCAGCAGGGUGCGAGAAUAAGGCCAAGGGAGGAGGAGGCGAGGCGGGCACAGAGGGAGGGAGUGGUGCAGUGCAUGUGCAGGGGGGGCAGGAGGGAGUGAUGCGAGUACGGUUGCUGGUGGACUCACGCCUUGCCAUGCUGCCACUCUUCCACCCGCCUCCUCUGCACCUCCUCUCCUCUCGCAUCCGGCAACUGCUUCCCGCCCACCAGCCAUCGCUGCUGCCCUCCGCACCCAAUCCACACCUCCCCUCUCGCCAACCACGCCCCUCCACUCUUCCCACCCACAGUCCCGCCACUGCUGCGCCUCUUACCGCUGCACCCUCUCUCCACCCAGCCCCUCCCUCCCACCCUUCUGCCGCUUCCAUCCCCCCCGCCUCUUUCCCACCGUCGCCACCGCUCUCCUCUCUCCCUCCCUCUCUCCCCCUCGCCUUGCCUCAUCGCCUCGAGCUUGCUGCACCUCUCUCCUUCCUCCGAAUGCUGCCCAGAGGGUCGGAAGGGGGGCGGAGUGGCAAGUCAAUGGGCACGUGGCAGGUGGUGGCGGUGGGGAGAGGGGAGGCGGAGGGAGGUGGUGAUGGCAAGGAUGGGGAGAGUGGGGCUCAGGCACUGGCGAGCAGGGACGAGGAUGGGCAGCAGCGCAGCAAGAGGGCGCGCACAGCGGCCCCCACCAUAGGCCUGGACGCCAUGCGCGAGCCAGACCUCUUCUGGUCGCACCCGCUCAACGCCUGGUUCCUAGGCCCGGGAGACGCGGGUUCCGAGCCUGGGGGCGAGGCUGGGGGCGGGGGCGGGGGCGAGGGGGCAGGGGAGGUGGUACUGGGCGUGCAGCAGCUGGUGGCGGUGCUGGAUGAGGUGGAUGGGCAGGUGGUGGCGAGCAUGCGCGCUGAGGGGGGCGUGGGGGCGCUGCUGGCCGAGGAGGAUGGCGAUGACGAGUGGCUGGGCCAGGUGAGUGCUGCAGGGACGCAGGGAGGGGUGCGAGGUGGAGGUGUGAGGGGAAGGGGUGAUGGGGGAGGUGUGAUGGGGGAGGGGUGA